Messenger RNA from Laetiporus sulphureus 93-53, 1430 nucleotides. RefSeq lists its product as uncharacterized. Gene Ontology annotation, biological process: regulation of autophagy; cellular response to amino acid stimulus; positive regulation of TOR signaling. Gene Ontology annotation, cellular component: Gtr1-Gtr2 GTPase complex; fungal-type vacuole membrane; nucleus. Bases 186 to 1238 code for a protein of 350 amino acids. NCBI's taxonomy places the organism in Eukaryota, Fungi, Basidiomycota, Agaricomycetes, Polyporales, Laetiporaceae. Gene Ontology annotation, molecular function: GTPase activity; GTP binding. The transcript is spliced from 5 exons. The record is from RefSeq and is a predicted model, not a curated record.
GCCUCCUUCAGAACCGUCAUGCUUGAAUCCUACCUCGUCCUGCUUUCUCCGAGACACAGGCUCAUCGCUUGUCCAAAAACCGUACGUUGGCUGCUUGAACGGUUCAAGAAUUGCCUAGGCGUCUAUAACUCCUGUUGACUCCCACCUGAACUCCGAGUCGCGCACACCAGUUCGUUCUUAUAGCCAUGGUGAAGAAGAAGAUCCUUCUCAUGGGAGCGUCAGGAAGCGGCAAGACGUCGAUGCGGGCCUUGAUCUUCUCAACACACCCAUCCUCGCUCACGAUGCGCUGGAGUCCAACCAUCGAGGUCGACCAGAACCACGUGCGAUUCUUCGGCGACCUGAUCCUCAAUCUCUGGGACUGCGGCGGGCAGGACAGCUACAUGGACGGCUAUCUCGCGACACAGCAAGCCACCGUCUUCCAGCACGUCGGCGUGCUCAUCUAUGUCUUUGACGUGCAGACGCCGCACCUCGACAAAGACCUCGAGUACUACCAGCGCUGCCUCGCCGCGCUCCGCACAUACAGCCCCGGCGCGGCCGUCUUUCUGCUCGUGCACAAGAUGGAUCUCGUGAGCGAUCCGCGCGAGAAGCGCAAGACGCUUGAACGCAAGACGCAAGAGCUCAAGGAGGCGAGCGGGGACGCUGAGGUCACGGUGUUUGGAACGACUAUACACGAUGAGAGCCUCUACAAGGCAUGGUCGCGGAUAGUGCACACGCUUAUCCCGAACGCCGGCGUCCUCUCAAAGCACCUCACGACGCUUGGGUACGCCUGUAGUGCGACUGAGGUCAUCCUCUUUGAGCGCACGACCUUCCUCGUCAUCGCUACCUCCUCUCCUACUCCUACAACCGUUGCGCCUGUCUCCGCCUCCACCUCUCCCGCGCCGAACCCCCUCAAUGACCUCCAGACGCCGACGACUACCUCGGGGGUCUCUCUUCCCACGACGGAGCAUGAGUCCGUCGAGCCCGACGCUAACCCGCACCAACUCUCGCCGACACGCUACGAGCGCACGUCAGAGCUCAUCAAGGGUUUCAAGCUCUCGUGCUCGCGCGUGCGCGAGGAGUUCCAGUCCCUCGAGGUUGAGCUCGCGGACUUUACCGCGGUACUCGACGAGCUUACGAAGAACACGUAUGUACUCAUCGUCGUGCAUGACCCCACAAUAGAAACUGCCGCAUUGCGCAUGAAUAUCCGCUUGGCUCGCAAGAAGUUUGAAGAGCUCCAAGGGGACAGUCUCAUUUCGUAGACACGUCUUUCAUGUGCAGUCCCAUCGCUGUUCUCCUUUCACGCUGUAUACCCGUUUUCCAUUCCAGUCGGCUUCACAGGCGCUCAUUUGUGUGCAAUGAUGUGAUUGUGGUUCAGCGACUCCAUGUUCCUGAACUCCAUGCAUAUGCUAAGCUUUGAUCUCGCAGUCCCGCGCUCAGGGCGAGGAAGCGAC